AUGGUGGCCGUAGUAGCCCUAAAUAAUGCUAACAUAACGGCCGCCAUGAUCAAUGCACCAGAUAGUACUCUACCACCAGCAUUACCGGGUGGAGCUACUAGCGCCACAGUUAUUCCAGCACAUAAUCAACAACAAAUAAUUUUUAGUACUUUGACUCAAGGAUCCGAUUCAGUUAGAGAUUACUAUAGAAAGAUAGAUAAAUAUGCUAGCUGGGCCCAAAUAUCUGAUCGUGAAAAAAGAAUACAAUUUAUACGUAGCUUGUCUCCCGAAAACAAGUUAGAAUUGAAGCGAUUAGGUUUAAACAGAUCUUUGAAUGAUGAUUUGAUUAAAACCUUGAAACAGAUUGAAAUAGAAAAGAAUGACAUGCUUUUGGGUAAAGAUAUUUAUAACCAGCCAGCUACUAAGACAAAACCAAAAGCACCUUCUUAUCAGGGUAUUACCACAGAAGAUGUUGAUAGAAUUGAAAAUAUUACUAAAGCUGAUUUACAAGCCAUAGCUAAAUCCUUGCAAGAGACUAUUAACUUACUAAGAAAAAAACCAUAUAUACACCCUGCCGAUGAAAAUAAUCAUGAUUCUGUAGAUGAUAUUUCAGAUAGUUUAGCAGGAUUAACAUUAAAUAGUGAAACUAUUCGUAAAAUCCUCCAAAAUGAACUUAAACUAAUUUUUCCUGAUCAUUUCUUUCAAAACUCUAUUAAAGCCAAUAUACCAAAUCAAGCGUCUCUAUUCCAGGAAAAGAUAAAAUCUCAAAGCAAUACUUCUCCAAUUGCCGAGAUCGAAAAUUCUCACCUUCGAGGUUUAGUGUUAAAGAAAGAUAAUGAAGCGGUCCCAGAAAGAUCAGCUGAGCAUGUGCCUUCUCUUAUGAGCAAUACAAAAGAAAAAAAGACAACUACUCCUACUAUUGCGGGUUCCUUAAUGAUGCCAAUGAUAAUAUAUUCCAUACUUCUAAUUGCAAUUAUAUGGAUUGUAGUUGGGAAAAAAAUAUGGAAAAAAAAUAACCAAUAUAUUCAGACUAGCGAUUUACAUCUCCGGACAUAUCCGUGGCCAGACUAUGUGAUUGGAGGACUGAGGCCGAAAGAGGUUACCUUGUGA
Molecule: messenger RNA, 1089 nt
Organism: Dentiscutata heterogama
Lineage: Eukaryota; Fungi; Glomeromycota; Glomeromycetes; Diversisporales; Gigasporaceae
Source: the annotation of a GenBank genome assembly